UUCAGACAGUCACUAAUUUAGGUGAAAGUUAUUACUGAUUGUAUCUGUUGAUAUCUCACUUGUGCUGAAAUCAUCUCUGACUAUAAAAUCUCCUGCUGUAUGAUCAGUAUUGUAUUUUGUCAGCUACGAGGUUACAAGAAAAAUCUUUUCAGGCGAAGUUUUAUAGGAGUAUCAGAGAAUAAACUAACGAUAAAAUAUGAAUACAACAACGGCGGAAGCCGGAAAUUUUACACAGGAAUACUAUUAUGAAGAUGAGUGGGAAUUAAAACCAUUUGUAAAGGAAAGUUUUUUUAUCGCACUUGGCUGGCAAUGGAUAAAUGCAAUGCUGAUAAUAUCCUUGAAUACUGCAGUUAUUGUGACAAUCGUUCGCUACAAGAAAAAGUCAAGACUGUACUUCCUCCUCAUGAAUAUGGCCAUUGCAGAUUUGAUAACAGGAAUCGUCGACGCCUCGGUGAAUGCUACAGAAAGAACCUUGGGUAUGGGCGUGUUGAAUUAUUGGUGGUUCGGUGGAAAUUUCCUGUGCAAAUUGCAGCGUACAUUCAGCAAUAUAUCACUUUUGUCGUCAAAUUUUAUUCUCGCAGUAACUAGCAUAGACAGGGCUUUGGUAGUUGCCAAACCAAUGUUACAUUUCAAGAGAGGGAAUACGCUACAAAAGAUUCUGAUACUAUCUUGCUGGCUCCUUAGUUCUCUUCUUUCUUGCCCAAUGUUAAUGAUAUAUAAACAAGGUUAUUACGAUUUAUUAACUCCAGAAGGCGGUGUUCAAAAUGUACCUUUGUGUAGGGAAACUAUAACCGGAAUCGGCAGUUGGAAGAUAUUUUUCUACUUGCUGUUGAUCUUUAGUGUGCUCAUACCAUUGACUGUUAUUAUAAUUAGCUACACUAUACUAGUCUUGGCUAUAUAUAAACGUGCCAGAUCGCCGCCAAACAGUGUACGUGGUGUGAAUAACUUCAAUAUGUCGCUAGUAUUCAAUACAGCACUGCCUAGUUCAAAAGUAAGAAGUGUGAAACUGACCUUUGGAAUAGUUCUAAGUUUCAUCUUUGCAUGGACACCGUACUUUACAAUGCUGUAUAUGGUUAUAUUCGAAGGAUUUAAUGACCCAGUUGUGAUGGUGUUCAUACCUACAUAUUAUUUGAAUUGUUCAGUAAAUCCUAUAAUAUUCUUUGUGUUUCAUAGGCGUAUACGCAGAGCAAAAACUGUUGGUUCGUCAUCGUGUGGUUUAACAACUGAGACUACUGUUAACAGAUUGAGUAACAAUGACAUUUCUACAACAGUUAAAACUGUAGGAGAUACCGAAAUAUCACCAUUGAAACAAAGCACUAAUUGUUAAUCUACAUUUCUGUAGCUGUAUAUACAAACAUGAACAUUUGGUUUAUGCUAUAAGCAGCAAUGAAGAUCUUACAUUUCAAGCAUGUUGGCUAAAUAAACAUACACUUGUCUCCUGUUGUUUGCUUUAUCUAAUUAAAAUAGUUUCAAUUAUUUCAAGUUUACUUUAAGCAAACUAAGAAUACCUCUUCAAUCUGCCUAGAAUUAUUUAAUAUACAUUUACUGCAUACAAUGAAAACACUGCAAGCGAUAUUGGAGAAAUAAAGUUUUGAGUGUAAUGACUGCUUAAAGAUGAUGUGUGAAUGAUG
This is a messenger RNA of Ruditapes philippinarum (Manila clam), 1631 nucleotides long. RefSeq names its product gonadotropin-releasing hormone receptor-like. Gene Ontology annotation, molecular function: peptide binding; vasopressin receptor activity. The transcript has 7 exons. Bases 197 to 1327 code for a protein of 376 amino acids. Gene Ontology annotation, biological process: G protein-coupled receptor signaling pathway. Gene Ontology annotation, cellular component: membrane. Lineage: Eukaryota; Metazoa; Mollusca; Bivalvia; Venerida; Veneridae. The record is from RefSeq and is a predicted model, not a curated record.